AUGGAGCCCGUGACACAUACUGUGAACCCAGGAGGUGAAGGGACAUUUAACUCGAUCACCAAUGCUUUGAAUGCGGCAGCUGCUGGUGACAGCGUUGCUGUGAAGCCGGGUCUGUACGAGGAAUUAUUGAAGGUGUUGAAGGAUGUUACACUCACUGCGAUAUCAGAUGAUUCUCUGGCGGAAAGUGAGGCUGUAAUUACGAAUGGUGUUGUUAUUGCUGCCAAUGCCACUAUGAAAGGGCUACGAAUUCGCGGCAAGGUAGAUGUUCGCAAAGGUCAUGCUCUGAUUGAAGACUGCGACAUUCAUGAUGGCCCUGAUGGGGUUCGUGUGGGGGAAGGCGCCAAACUCACGAUUCGACGUUCCCGUGUGCAUCACUGUGAAUCUGGCGGUGACGGGAUAUAUUUUUCACCUGGAUCCUCAGGCGAGGUGAUCGACUGCGACAUUUACGAGUGCCGCGUUAAUGGCAUUCACGCCUGUAAUGCCACUGUUACUGCCAGCAACAACCGUAUUCGUGAUGUCCUAUUUGGCAUGUACUUUCGUGGGCAAUCGACAGGUGCGAUGGAGAAAAACUCUGUAGAGCAUGUGCGGAAGUUUGGUAUUUAUGUAACUGAGGGAAGUGAUCCGGUGGUUCAAGGAAAUUUGGUUCGGGAAUGUGGAAUGCACUGCGCCUUUGUUUCUCAAGGGGGCAAGGGAAUCUGGACGGAGAACGCCUUUGAUGGUUCAAUGCAUGUACUUUGUGGCUGUGAUGCCAAGCUAGGCUCUAACCAAAUUAGUGGUAAGCUUGACGUGGACAUCAUGCCUGGCGUGGCCUAG
Molecule: messenger RNA, 813 nt
Organism: Trypanosoma rangeli
Lineage: Eukaryota; Euglenozoa; Kinetoplastea; Trypanosomatida; Trypanosomatidae
Product: parallel beta-helix repeat-containing protein
Exons: 1
Coding region: 1-813 (270 amino acids)
Source: RefSeq, a predicted model, not a curated record